AUGGCUCACCCAGAGUCUCGUGUUUACAUGAGCGAAAUGAUGGUUGGUGUUAAUAUUCAAACAAACAACGGUCCUUUUAACCGUUUGACAGAUGUUUCAAUGUCAUUUUUAAUCGAUACGGGAAAUUAUGACAUUAAUUGGUCAAUGCUUCAACCCAUAGUUUUGGGCAACAAAGAUUCAAUUAAUGGAAAACCAAUAGAAAAUUUUCCAACAGGAGCUGCGCAAAUGUCAUUUCCAGCUUUGUAUCUUUCUAACAAUACUUAUCCAGAUAAAUCAGGUUUCUCUUUUAAAUUCUUUGGAACUAGCGAUGCCAUCAAUACUGUUAAAUGCCCGAGCAAUGAUUCUUAUUAUAGCUAUUAUUGCAAUGGGGAAAAAUUUUACAAUGUUUUAGAUUCUUCUCAUAUAGGCAGUGAUUGGCCUUAUGAUUAUAUUCCAUUCAAAUAUCCAUCAAAUGUUUGUAAGAAUGGAGAAGCAGUUCUUCCAGGAAUGGUAACAUGUGGAAAUUACUCAUGCAAUGGAUUUGAAAGUUUCUCUAUUAAUGCGGUCCAGCCUGACUCAUAUAACAAGCAAUUCAUUAUUAAUUGUACGAAGGAUACAAUUGGUAAAACAUUUACAAAGCGUGUCCAACAAGCAUGGGGAAGCACAAAAGCAACUGUUGUUUGCCCAGAUCCUGAAAGAUUUUGCAGAUCAGUCACUCUCGAAGAAAUGCACUUCUCAUCAGAUCCUUUUGUUAAAGGAGCGCAGUUGGAUAUUAAAGUUUCAAAUGCACCUCUCAUUGUCGUCCAUAAUUCAACAACAUUACCUUCAUACCUAAUUUUAACAAUUUGCGUCGUUGUAUUUGCUGUUGUUGCAUUUACAUGUGUGGGCAUCUUUGGUUAUUGUAUGUUACACUCUUCAAAGAAAGAGGAAAAAUCAAAGAAAGAAGAUAAUGAUGCAGUUGAUGUUUGA
Messenger RNA from Trichomonas vaginalis G3, 948 nucleotides. RefSeq names its product regulation of choline O-acetyltransferase protein. Lineage: Eukaryota; Parabasalia; Trichomonadida; Trichomonadidae. The record is from RefSeq and is a predicted model, not a curated record. The transcript has a single exon. Gene Ontology annotation, cellular component: membrane; cytoplasm. Bases 1 to 948 code for a protein of 315 amino acids. Gene Ontology annotation, molecular function: metalloendopeptidase activity. Gene Ontology annotation, biological process: cell adhesion; proteolysis.